AUGCUGUCGCUUUAUUUUUGUGUCGAUGGACUUUCCGCGUAUGGGUCAUGAUAGAGCGCGCUACCAAGUGUUUUCAACUUCAUUGUUUAUGCAAGCAACUACCAUAGGAUUUGAUUGGCAAAUGUUUCAAAGCCAGCCUCGGAUACCCAAAGUGAGAUGGAAUAAAAAAAAGCCCAGUUGAACGGCAUUUUUGUACCUUUGUUCCGGGUUUAAUAUUUGCGUGUCUCGAUAAUUAUAAUGAAAGCUAUUGUCACUGGUGCCUCUGGUCUUUUAGGCAGACCUACUUUAAAGCAAUUUCAAGAUGCUGGCUGGGAUGCUGUCGGCGUUGCCUUUUCUCGAGCCAACAACGGAUUGAUCAAGUUGGACUUGACUGAUACUGCUGCUGUCAAAUCCUUCCUCGAUGAACAAAAGCCGGAUGUUAUUGUUCAUUGUGCGGCUGAGCGACGACCUGAUGUUGCUGACAAGGACCGUGACGCAGCUAAGCGCUUGAAUGUUCAAACUCCUGAAUUGCUCGGAAAGCUCUGCAAGGAAAGAAACAUCAUGCUUAUCUACAUUAGCACAGAUUAUGUCUUUGACGGUAAAAAUCCACCCUACGAAGUGGAUGAUAAGCCUCAUCCCUUGCAAUUCUAUGGAGAGACAAAGCUUGCUGGCGAGGAAGCCAUUCGAGCUGUGUAUCCUGAAGCUGUCAUCCUUCGUGUCCCUAUCCUCUACGGUGUCACGGAAUUCAAUGGAGAGUCUGCUAUCAACAUUUUGAUUGAUGUAGUCAUGAACCGUGAUAAAAAAGGAACUGUAGACAAUGUCGGAAAGCGCUAUCCUACGAAUGUCAAGGAUGUGGCUCGAGUACUCAAAGACUUGGCAGUUGAACGCCUCGAAAAGAAGAGAGAUGACGUCCAAGGUAUCUUUCAUUUUACUGGAGAAGAAGCAUGGACCAAGUGGGAAGUCUGUGAAUUGAUUGCUGCUGUUAAAAAAGUAUCUAUUGACCAUUUGACACCACAGAAUACAGUUGAUAAGAGUGCUUCCGUUUCGAGACCAGAAGAUUCCCACCUGUCAAACAAGCGCCUCAAAGAGUUCGGCAUCGACACAAGUAGUGUAGACGUAAAGGAAUGGUUCUCGCAGUAUUUGACAGCUGCAAAUGAAUGAACAACUUUGCAUAAACCAUUCCGUUUUUUUUUUUGUUUGUUUGUUUGUAUCUUUAAGUAAUCAAGAAAAGAGAUAGAUACGUAAUUAUGUGUUCAUAGUAAAACAUGCAAUCAUCAAAUGUAUUCUCUUCUUCAUUAUUGUAAAACUG
This is a messenger RNA of Mycotypha africana, 1288 nucleotides long. RefSeq lists its product as uncharacterized. Gene Ontology annotation, molecular function: methionine adenosyltransferase regulator activity. Gene Ontology annotation, cellular component: methionine adenosyltransferase complex. Gene Ontology annotation, biological process: S-adenosylmethionine biosynthetic process. The record is from RefSeq and is a predicted model, not a curated record. Lineage: Eukaryota; Fungi; Mucoromycota; Mucoromycetes; Mucorales; Mycotyphaceae. Bases 238 to 1140 code for a protein of 300 amino acids. The transcript has 10 exons.